CUUUGUUGUCAAUUUUUGUUUGUUGCUGCUUCCAUUUAAUAUUCUUCCGAUUUACACCAAUUUUACUCUGAUAUUACUAACAAACAACACCAAUAAAACUUUAGCAACAAUUCCGUCUAUGUAUACCAGUUGGAUAAGUCAACACAAGUGAGAAAACCGCGAAAAUGCUAGCGGUACUGCUUCUGAACAGGAUGAGUAUGAAACGGCGAACAGCUCGCAAACAAAGGCUAGCAAAACCUGCAAAAGUAGACGUGGUAGUGCCUGAAGUCUUUGUCUGCAGGACCUGCUUAAGCCCUGACAAUUUGGAGAGCAUAUUUGUUAAUAAAGACAGCGAAAAGAAAAGGUCGCACAAUCUGAAGCUGGUCACCGGUUUAGAGAUCAAAAUGAAUGAUGGUCUCUCCCAAAAAAUAUGCAGCAAAUGCAUAGAAUCCAUGAACACAGCUCUACAGUUUAGAAGAACAAGCAGAAAGGCGGAAAAAUCCUUACUCAACAGCGUAACCGGUAAAAAGAGCAAGAAAAAAUACAAACUGCGCAAAAAAGUGGUGAAAACAAAACUUAAAGAGGCAAAACAGGAGAAAUUAGAUAGUGAUUUAGACGUAGGCAAUGACUUCCAGAACGAUGACUAUGGGAUGGGUGGCGAUGAUAGUUUUCAGGAUUAUAACUAUCAGAAUAAUGAGUAUCAUGAUGAUGAUGACAAUUUUGUACCUGUUAAAGAAGAGGUGACAGAAACUAAGGCUGAUACAAAACCAGAAAAGAAGAAGAGGCCAGCGAUACCGAACGCACCAUCGUACAAGUGUGGGACAUGCAACAAGGAGUUCCGGAUGAAGGCCACGUACCAGUCGCAUAUGCGGUUCCACACCAACUACUGUGUUUGCGAGGCGUGCGGCAAGCGCUGUCGGAAUAACAACCAACUGCAGGAACAUAAGCGCGCGCGCCACGGGUUAGGGCGCAUCCACAAGUGUGCGUAUUGCGAGUACAGCGCUGCUACUAAAGAGGCUCUUACAAUCCACGAGCGGCGCCACACGGGCGAGCGGCCGUACGUAUGUGAUCACUGCGGCGCCACCUUCCACCGCCGGUCUAAUCUGGUACAACACAUCGCCAUACACUUGCCGGAGAAGAACUUUCAGUGCAGCAUGUGCGACAAGCGCGAAAAGUCCAAGAAGCUCCUCCAAGUCCACCAAUACAAGGUGCAUCGUCAGAAACCGUACAAAUACGUGUGCCCUGUCUGCCGGGACGUGUUCUCGAGGCCAGGGAACGUGAGACAGCAUCUUACGAGAAGCCAUGGGGUGUUGAGGAUCGACCAGGGGAAAAUUGAGAGAUUAGAGGUACAGUCAUCCGUGCUUCCAGAAAUAAUAAAUCAUAAGUUAGAUUAUGUAACCACAUGAUAUUAAUUGUAGCAUUUAUUGGUUAGUAUUUUUGCAUUUAAAAUAUGAAACCAUAAUUUUUCAGUUGAAAAAAUGUACUCUAUAGGUCUAGCCAUUGGUUCCCAAAGUGGGGGGCGCAAAGACCUUAAUAGGGGGGCGCGGGCAAUCUGUAAGAAUACGACCGCUGAGAGAAUGCAUUCCAGACUGCUCGAUACGACCAAUAAAUAAUCUUGACUGGAGGAGGGGGAGCGGAA
Ostrinia furnacalis (Asian corn borer) is the source of this 1618-nucleotide messenger RNA. RefSeq names its product zinc finger protein 782-like. Bases 165 to 1385 code for a protein of 406 amino acids. The record is from RefSeq and is a predicted model, not a curated record. The transcript has 8 exons. Lineage: Eukaryota; Metazoa; Arthropoda; Insecta; Lepidoptera; Crambidae. Gene Ontology annotation, biological process: regulation of DNA-templated transcription. Gene Ontology annotation, molecular function: DNA-binding transcription factor activity, RNA polymerase II-specific; zinc ion binding; RNA polymerase II cis-regulatory region sequence-specific DNA binding. Gene Ontology annotation, cellular component: nucleus.